AUGGAGAAAGACGCAAAUAUGGGGAAAACGCAAAUAUGGGGAAAAUGCAUAUAUGGGGAAAACGCAAAUAUGGGGAAAACGCAAAUAUGGGGAAAACGAAAAUAUGGGGAAAACGCAAAUAUGGCAAAAACGCAAAUAUGGCGAAAACGAAAAUAUGGGGAAAACGCAAAUAUGGGGAAAACGCAAAUAUGGGGAAAACGCAAAUAUGGCGAAAACGCAAAUACGAACAUAUGGGGAAGAUGCAAAUAUGGGGAAAACGCAAAUAUGGGGAAAACGCAAAUAUGGAUAAAACGCAGAUAUGAGGAAAACGCAGAUAUGGAGAAAACGCAGAUAUGGGGAAAGCGCAGAUAUGGGGAAAACGCAGAUAUGGGGAAAACGCAAAUAUGGGGAACACGCAAAUAUGGGGAUAACGCAAAUAUGGGGAAAAUGCAAAUAUGGCAAAAACGCAAAUAUGGGGAAAACGCAAAUAUGGGGAAAACGCAAAUAUGGGGAAAACGCAAAUAUGGCGAAAAUGUAAAUAUGGAAAAAACGCAAAUAUGGCAAAAACGCAAAUAUGGCAAAAACGAAAAUGUGGCAAAUACGUAA
Molecule: messenger RNA, 585 nt
Organism: Schistocerca cancellata (South American locust)
Lineage: Eukaryota; Metazoa; Arthropoda; Insecta; Orthoptera; Acrididae
Exons: 1
Coding region: 1-585 (194 amino acids)
Source: RefSeq, a predicted model, not a curated record